AUGCUAAUGUUGGUUGGGGAAGUCCCUGCGGAGGGACGGUGCCCGGGGAUCCCUCUCAGCCUCCCCCAGUGCGCGCCCGGGGACAAGCCGCCCGAGCCCCGGCCGGCAGGAAGCGACCCUCGCCGGCAGGACCCCGGGCCGAACCCGUACCUUCCGCAGCACUUUCCGGCAGUUGGUACAGAGCAGGUAGUUGGCGGCGGCCGACGGGCUGCUGCCGCCCCGGUUCAUCGUGGCUGCGGGCGCCGAGGCGAGAGCGGGCGGAGGGCCGGGUCCGGGCUGUCACUGCGGCCACUGCAGGGCCGGUCCGUCCCCCCGCCGCCAGCCGCGAUUCCGCCUCAGCCUCCUCAAGGCGGGAUGUCGGGAGGAGAGGCGACUGCCCGAAAGCUAGCGGCACUGCCAGAGGCGACCACCGCGGCAGCUGCCCCAGCGACGGCGGAGACGGCGGCGGCUGCUCCUCACCGGCCCGUUGUUCCACCCGCCCCCAUCCUCCAGACCCCCGCCCCCGCCAGGCUAGGACGAGCAGCCGCCACCACUGCCACCGCCACCGCCGCCGCCGCCGCCGCAGCGUCUCAGUGCGGCCCCGCCUCCGCCGACCCACCACCUUCACCACCUCCACGCUCCGGCACCGCCCCUCCCGCCAAUCGGACAGCUCCGGCUACGCCCCCAGGGCGCCAGCCCGCAGCCAAUGAGCAACGAGAGCCCGGCUGGGAGUCGUGCCGGCCAAUCGCAGGGGCCGAGGAAGCCUUGAAUCUCCGGGCAAGUUAAGUUUAUCUCCGAGGCUCGGAACUGAAGGGAGAUGGCGGUUAGCUAAGUAGUAGGGUAGCAGGGAACAGUUUGCUCUCCUCUGCCAAUAAGAGGACGAGGGUGUGUCAUAUGCAAAUACACUGCCCUCCAAGCCCCACCCCCAAGAUAAGCUACGCCCCCUUCUCUAGGUCCCUGCAAAAGUGGUGAGGAGAAUGAGAUAAAUAGUUGGGAGCUAGAGCUCGCUAGAGAGUCUAAGAUUGAGCUAAAUAUUUCCUGAUCUCUCGAGAAAGGGGGAGGGGAGUGGGAGGAUUAAAUGUUCCUUCCUUCAGGACAGUGGUUAGGCUUUCUCUCCACGAAAAUCUAACUUUAGCUGUAAAGAAGACAGCAGUUAUGUAGCACUUUGUAUCCAGGGAUCUCAAAGAACUUUAUGCAUCAUUUAUUGUGAACCUUGUUUUGCAAAGACUUCAGUUACUUGAGGCUUGGGAGGCGGUUAGGGGAUAAAUGUCUGAGUUAUAUAUAUAUUUACGCAAGUAAUCGAGUUUGAGGGGAGAGACAUAAAACCUCUGGUUUAGCGGUUUCCUCCUGUUUCUGAAGCAUCUUCUAGCAGUUAUCUUAGAGAUGUAAGUUCAUUUACUUGUCCAGCACUAAAAGGCCAAAGGGGCUUGUUUUCUCACCCAAAAGACCUUCCUGAGGCAGCUGUUUGGAUACAUGCAGAGCACAGCGCCCUGCUCAGAAAGGAAGGUUCAGAGAACAAAUUGCCGUUUAAAACUAUUGGGACAAACCUGCCUCUUCUAGAGCUUAAAAUGCUGUCUCCUCUCUGUCCGUUUUUAGAGACCAACACAUAUAAACCAAGUCUACACAAGGAACAAAGCUAAAAUCCUUUCGAAAUGAGUUCCUUUAAGUUCUUCAGUAACUAAAUCCCCCAGAAAGGAAAGCAGAGAGAAUCUAGCCCUAUACAAUAACAUCCUCUAACAAAGAUUGCUAAAGGAAGAUUUUAGUAGAUGAAUAUCUUCAAUAAUACAUGGUCACAUACAUGUAUCCGACCAUAUGAUGGCUCUCUGCACCAAAUUCCUCCAAACUAUUAUAAUAUGUAUUGUCUGUAGUGCUAUUUAUUUGGCAGUUAAUCAUGUAUUGCACUGUGACAUUUCUUAUACUGAACCAUUAUGUAUGUGUUUAUAUUCUGCCCUCAGCUACUCAAUGCCAGUACCUUAUUCUUAACACAGCAACCACCCUUUCUGGUCUGUCGUCACACCCUCAUCCCCAUCAUAGUUGUUCUCCUCUCUCAUGGAAAUGUUCAGUUUCUAGACAUCUCCUUUCUCUUCCAUUCUUCACCUGACCUUCCUUCCUUUCUUGGCCUGCCUGAAUACCAUAAAGGGAAUUUUAUUUCAAACCCAGGAUCACACUUAAGAGGAAAAGAAACAAAAGCCAGUUCUUUUUAUUGCACAUAGAACAAGGAGAAACUCCACCCCUUUUGUUGUCUGGUAUGUUUAAAACAAGAAAGAACUUUAGAAAGGUAGGAUAUGAGUGAAAAUUACAACCAAUGUUGAGAACUACUUUUUAAUUUUUUGUUACAAAAUUGGGAUGAUACUUCAUUAAACAUUGUAUAUCAUUUCAAAACUGUUAUCUCAUAAUCAUUUUGCUUGUUUUGAAUUAUUCUUUUAAAGUGUAGUUUUUUUAAGCAAGGAAUCCAUAAAAUCACAUGGCUUGUAUGUACCAUAACUUACUUAAUCCUUAUGCUAUUGUUUAAUAUGUGGGUUGUUUCAGAUUUUUCAUGAUUGUAAAUAACAAAAUAAACUUCCUCAUACUU
Messenger RNA from Pongo pygmaeus (Bornean orangutan), 2551 nucleotides. Its product is annotated as basic proline-rich protein-like. The transcript has 4 exons. The coding region runs from base 1 to 765 and encodes 254 amino acids. Lineage: Eukaryota; Metazoa; Chordata; Mammalia; Primates; Hominidae. The record is from RefSeq and is a predicted model, not a curated record.